AUGGCUGAAGUGAUUGCUGAAACGAAACCCAUAGCUCUGGAGACACGCAAACGCGGCCGUCCGCGGACCGUGACAGACGACCAAGAGGUCCCAGAGAGACGUCGCAAGCAGCUCCGCGUCGCACAGCAAGCUUAUCGCCGGCGGAAAGAGAACACGAUCAGUAAUCUGCAAGCCCGUGUGCAGGGGUUGGAGGAGGGCAUCAAGGAGAUGAGUCAAUCGUUCCUGUCGUUCAGUAACCUUCUCUUCGAGGAGGACAUACUUGCGCGACACCCGAAUAUCAUCUCCGUGCUCCAGAAUAUCACCCGGCUAUGUGUAUCGCUCGCCAAACAGGGCUGUGACGAUGCCGAUAAACCUGCCGCCGCGGUCGAAGGUACCUCUACAACAAAUGUCAGCCGCAAGAAGAGCGCUCCACAAAAUGUUACCCUCCACUUUAAUUCAGAUCGCUUGGAAGUCGUUAACUCCUCGAUUCCGGAGGACACUCUUCAAUUUCCAUUCAGCUCGUGGCAAUGGCCCUCCUCGCAAGCCCUUACGCCUUCUUAUCAAAAACAGGCAAUGCUCCCAUUCGGACUCGUAUUAUCAGCGUCAUCUAUGUAUUCAUCGUCUCCGGGUUCAGCAUUGCUGAGCCCUCCAGCAACGAUAAAUUCUGCCAGUUGCCGAAAAGAAGAACGGGGGACCCUCUCACAGCGCCUUGUACGAGAAUGUUGCGAGUAUUUAUACGAACUACUGGUGAACUCACCAGGCAAUGCGAAGAUUGGCGAGAUCUUCGGUCAGCCACUGACAUUGUCCGAACACAAUCGUCUAAUAUCCGCAUUCUACAUGGCCAUGAAUGAUGCUUUCGGCGACGCCAUUGAGCUCAAGACCAAGGUCCUCAACCCAAUGUACAACAAGAGAGAGAAUUUGUCCCCAAAUAUGCUUUCGCGGUCCUCGAGGACGUGGCAACUCGUUGUUGACUCGGGAGUUGAUGAAUGGCUGGAUGCCAGUGGCGUGCAGAGGCUUCUGCAACAAAAGGGGAUCCACACCGACAGUGGCUCCCCUCACUCUAGUCCACGUAUUGAUGCAUUAUCGGAAUUUAAUCUCUCGACUUUCUUAAGAAUUCUAUCCCUCGAUUUCAUUUGUGUUGGCCCUGGACCAAUAUUCCGAAAGCAAGGUGUUGAGCAAGCAUUACAAUUGGCAACAUCAUAUAAUCAGUGGGAGUUCGAUUACCCAAAAUUCAUGUCCUGA
Messenger RNA from Penicillium lagena, 1221 nucleotides. Its product is annotated as bZIP transcription factor. Gene Ontology annotation, biological process: regulation of DNA-templated transcription. The coding region runs from base 1 to 1221 and encodes 406 amino acids. The record is from RefSeq and is a predicted model, not a curated record. Lineage: Eukaryota; Fungi; Ascomycota; Eurotiomycetes; Eurotiales; Aspergillaceae. The transcript has 3 exons. Gene Ontology annotation, molecular function: DNA-binding transcription factor activity.